UUCUUCUCCUCCUUCACAUUUUCGAAGAAUCCAGAACCACCGCCUCUGCUCUUCUUCGAUCUCAGCUUGUCCACAGCGUUCUCCAUCCUUCCUCUUCAAUCUUUAAAGGCACCGGCAUGGGUUUAUUAGAGAGCGCCGUUCGUCGUUGCUGCCACAAGUUUCUCCCCUUCCCUGUUCUGUCAUCAUUCAGUUGGUCCCCUGCACUUGUGUUUGAGUUGGUUGCUGUCAGUCAUUAUUCCUCCUCUGCCAGGCAGCUUGUCGAUGUCAACAGGUGCGAUCGCUCUAUUCACCGCUGCUGGGAAAUUUCACCUUCUCCUCUCCUGUCCGAGCUGCUGUGGUUCAGUGUACAAGGUUCCUUUCCUCUUCCCCUGUACAGCGUGAUAGAUUCAUCCUUCUUCCUUCUUUGUUCUGCCGUGGUUAAUAUGAGGAUGUGCGAAAAAAGGGGGGAUCUUGAUAGGAGUUGAAAGGAGAAAACCUUUGAAAUUUGAGAAUAUUGCAGGUAAGUGGAUAGCGUCCCAACUGAUUUUUUUUUAAAUUUCCUUUACUAAAAUAUUACAUUAUUUUUAAAAUCAUUUUAAUAGCAUUAAUGUGAUUAUUGGAUAUUUGUUGAUUAACAUUUCUUUAUGAUUGAGAAAUUAGCUUUACCAAAUUUGAAAUGUUAUUUGAUCAAUUAAGUCAAGUUUGAACUUUGAUUAUGAGAUUUUUAUUUUAUCAAAUGUUGAAUUGAUACAGAGAAUGAUUCAUGCGAGUUCGACGUCGAAUUUUUUUCAAUAAAUGCAAGCAUGAGCAUCUGAUAUGAAAUUUGAUUCUGGCAAGUUUUAAUGCCUAAAAGUAUUCAUGCGAGUUUGAUUUUGAGAAUGAGAACUGUAUCUAAAAAGUGAUAAUUUUCUCGCAUGUUUGAAAAUGAUUUUAAAAGGGGACUUUAUAUAGAACAUUGGUUGCUAACGGCAGUUCCGUUAGCCCUUGGCGCGCCAUGGUACACCUAGCUAGCAGGGUGUUUAUAGGAGGUGCUAGCCCCGUGCGAUGGCCAACGCACGUGGAACGGAGGGAUGGUUAUUCGUGAGCAUCGUACUCACGUUUGUUUCGUGGCUUUGGCUGCGUUUGGUUACAUACCCUCGUGGACUGUGUGUCCACGUUUGUUUCGUGGUUUUGGCUGCGUUUGGUUACUUACUCUCGUGGACGGUGUGUCCACGUUUGUCUUCGUGGCAAGAGCCGCAAUUGGUUAUUUAUCCUCGUGGACUUUGUGUCCACGUUUGUUAAUUGUUCUGAUAAGUCCCUAUAAUAUGAAUUUGAUUAUUUGAUGAUUUUACAUUCCAUUGGUUUUUAAUUAGUGAAUUAUUUAGAAUUAUUUAUUUUAUUUAUUUACUUUCUUACAAUCAAGUGAUAAUAAUAUUUGAUAUGAUAUUUUAAUAAUUCAAGAUUUUAUUUAAACUUUAUAAAAUUAUUUUAUUUUUGAAGUUUAUUAAAUUUUUAUGAAAAUCGUUGUUUUUUUUAAUUGCAUUGCUUCAAACUUUUCUUUUAUUCAUGUUCAAUUAUUUAUUGUUGGGACGUUAUUCACUGGAAAAGAUAUUUUGGUCUCAGAUGGUAUAAUUGAACUCGUGACUCGAGAUAUUCGCUGAGGAGUUUUAUUGCUGAAUUGAAGCAGAAGAAUUAUUUUAGUCAAAUCCUAAUUUGAUGAAAAAUUUGAACUUUAUAACUACGUUGGUGUCUGGCCUUAGGUGCUCCACAUAUACUACAGGUAGGAUCCUUACAUUUCUUUUAAAAUUGAAUAUCUGAUUUAAUAUUGUAACAAUUUUUUUUAUUUACUCUAUUAGUAUGUUUAAUAUAUUAAUUUCAGAGUUUCUCCGAUCAAGGCUUAAGGGACAUGAGUUUUGUACCCAUAUCCCGUGCCGGUCACACCUGAUUUUUGGGGUGUG
Molecule: messenger RNA, 1916 nt
Organism: Prosopis cineraria
Lineage: Eukaryota; Viridiplantae; Streptophyta; Magnoliopsida; Fabales; Fabaceae
Exons: 3
Coding region: 117-464 (115 amino acids)
Source: RefSeq, a predicted model, not a curated record